UUCUUCGGGCUUUUCGGAUCGGACCCGAGAACCGACCCGAUAUCCGAAUUGCGGGAUUGAAUCCGGCCCCCGAGACCCGGAACCAAGCUAUCCGGACCACCUCCCUCCCUAAGACAUCCGAAGCAACACAAACGCCCGCCGUCCUUGUGCUUCCGCCGCCGCGCCUCGCCUCGCCUCACGGCCGUCUAGUUCGUGGAAGAAGAAGGCGGAGAAGAAGAAGCUUCUUCAUCAGCAUGCGAGAAAAGGCGGUCGAGGAGCCGGGGGAGUUGGCGACGCCAGGGGACGUCCUGGGAAGAGCGGCGGAAGUCAAGCCGGGGCGGGGCGCCUACCUGGCCCCCCACAGCGACCUCGUCUACGCCUCCCUCACCGGGCGCGUCCGCACCGUACCUCCCCCGCCCGGUUCGCCUGACCAGAGGCCGACCGUGGAAGUAAUUGGCCACAAAGCCCAUGGUGCAGUUCCAGAGCCAGGUUCUGUUGUUAUUGCAAGAGUGACUAAAGUGUUGAGUAGGAUGGCGUCAGCUGACAUACUUUGUGUUGGUCCGAAGUCCGUCAGGGAAAAGUUCACAGGAAUAAUUCGGCAACAAGAUGUUAGAGCAACUGAGAUUGACAAAGUUGAUAUGCACUUAUCUUUUCGGCCAGGUGACAUUGUCAGAGCUCUUGUUCUGUCCCUUGGAGAUGCACGAGCUUAUUAUUUGUCAACAGCAAAGAAUGAACUUGGUGUUGUAUCGGCAGAGAGUACGGCAGGUGCAACAAUGGUCCCGGUAAGCUGGACUGAGAUGCAGUGUCCAUUAACAGGUCAAACCGAGAAAAGGAAGGUCGCAAAGGUCGGCAGCCCCGCCACUCAUCAUCCCUCCUCACCAUCUCCUUCUCCUCACAUUCGCAACAACUUUUGCAAGCUUCACUCCUCAUCCAUGGCGUCCUCCCUCUCCUGCGCCGCCUCCGACCUUGCCCCGCUCCUCGUAGGCACCGCCAACUCCACGGCUAUGGCCACCUUCCUCUGCAGCCGCUUCACCACCAUCUCCAACCAGUUCAGCGACACCUCCUACGCGGUCAACAACACGUACCUCCUCUUCUCGGCCUACCUCGUGUUCGCCAUGCAGCUCGGCUUCGCCAUGCUCUGCGCCGGCUCCGUCCGCGCCAAGAACACCAUGAACAUCAUGCUCACCAACGUCCUCGACGCUGCGGCCGGCGGCCUCUCCUACUACCUCUUCGGCUUUGCCUUCGCCUUUGGCUCACCCUCGAAUGGCUUUGUCGGCCGCCACUUCUUUGGCCUGAAGGAGUUUCCCAAUCCGGCAAACGACUACAGCUUCUUCCUCUACCAAUGGGCCUUCGCCAUCGCCGCCGCCGGCAUCACGAGCGGCUCGAUAGCUGAGCGGACUCAGUUCGUCGCCUACCUCAUCUACUCCUCCUUUUUGACCGGCUUCGUCUACCCGAUCGUCUCUCACUGGUUCUGGUCUGGCGACGGAUGGGCAAGUGCGACCCGGUCCAAUAACGACUUCCUGUUCGGGUCGGGCGCCAUCGACUUUGCCGGGUCAGGAGUCGUCCACAUGGUCGGCGGCAUUGCGGGUCUCUGGGGGGCCCUCAUCGAGGGCCCGCGUAUUGGCCGGUUCGACCGGGCUGGGCGGUCCGUGGUUUUGCGUGGCCACAGCUCGUCGCUUGUGGUCCUUGGGUCGUUCCUCUUGUGGUUCGGGUGGUACGGAUUCAAUCCCGGCUCGUUCCUCACUAUACUAAAGUCGUAUGGAGAUAGCGGGAACUAUUACGGCCAAUGGAGCGCGGUCGGGAGGACAGCAGUCACGACCACACUGGCCGGGUGCACCGCCGCCCUAACCACCUUGUUCAGCAAGCGGUUGUUGGUGGGCCACUGGAACGUCACCGACGUGUGUAAUGGUCUGCUGGGCGGGUUCGCCGCGAUCACCUCGGGCUGCUCCGUGGUCGAGCCGUGGGCGGCGAUCGUGUGUGGGUUCGUGGCCGCGUGGGUCCUCAUCGGGUGCAACAUGCUCGCGGACAAGUGCAAGUACGAUGACCCGCUUGAGGCGGCACAGCUCCACGGCGGGUGCGGAGCAUGGGGGCUGCUCUUCACGGGGCUCUUCGCAAAGGGGAUCUACGUGGACGAGGUCUACGGCGGGCAGGGCAGGCCGCACGGGCUCUUCAUGGGCGGCGGCGGGCGUCUGCUGGCGGCCCAGAUCAUACAGAUCCUGGUGAUAUGCGGGUGGGUCUCGGUGACGAUGGGACCACUCUUCUACGGGCUGCACAAGCUCAAGCUGCUGAGGAUUUCCAGCAAGGAUGAGAUGCAAGGGAUGGACUUGACCAGGCACGGCGGGUUUGCAUAUGCAUACCACGAUGAGGACGAUCUGUCCAUGAAGCCCGCCGGGUUCAUGAUGAGGAAGGUGGAGCCCAACAACGCAAGCCCGACUUCUUACGAGAAUUCACCAGCCGUCUGAUGUGAUCUCCUUCUUGAUCUUGAGUCCCGAUGGUUUGUUCAUCUAGGGCCUUAGGGCAAGAACAAGUUCUUGCAGCAACUCUUUUCUUCUUCUUCUUGGGGUUUCUUUUUCUCUCUUGAAAGGCACAAAAAGAUAUGGAAAAAAGAGACAGAAGAGGAUGCAUACCGUCCAUGUCCAUAUUGGUGUGUGGUGUUUAUGAUACUUGAAAUUUGCAAUAAGAACUGGUGUGUUUUUCUCUUUA
Molecule: messenger RNA, 2682 nt
Organism: Syzygium oleosum
Lineage: Eukaryota; Viridiplantae; Streptophyta; Magnoliopsida; Myrtales; Myrtaceae
Product: ammonium transporter 1 member 2-like
Exons: 7
Coding region: 234-2441 (735 amino acids)
Biological process (GO): ammonium transmembrane transport; ammonium homeostasis
Cellular component (GO): exosome (RNase complex); membrane
Molecular function (GO): RNA binding; ammonium channel activity
Source: RefSeq, a predicted model, not a curated record